AUGGGUGAACAAGCAGAAGUCCAAACGUCGAUGAAGAUCUCGUUCAACGUGAAGAAAAAGGUGACGAACAUUGUGCCAAGCAACAGUGUUCCUUCAGACAAUGAAGACGAGCAUCAGGAGAUAACACAUCUGGAAGGUGGACUUCUGAAUGGGUAAGGAAUUUUGUUUUAUGUUGUUCUAUGUUUAGGGUUGAUUAAAGUAGUUUAUUGGCUAUUUAUGAGGAAUAAAUUAUGAUUUUCAGCAAAGCGAAGGAGAAGAAAGCAGCGCCAGUGAUCGAGAGGCGAAAAGAUGUUGCUGAUUGGCGGAUCAAACGGCUUUUACAGCUAAAAGAAGAAGGUCACGCUACUGAUCAACAGUUGGCGACGUUACAGCUGCUUCAAGAAGCUCGAGGAGAAGCUGCGACUCAGUCUGUAGCUUUAGAAGCUGAUAAGGUGAGUCUUUAAUUAGUUUUUGUAGUUAUGAACAUAGUUUAUAUAUAUAAUAUGAAUGUUCUGAGCAGGUUACCUAUAAUAUAAUGUUAUAUUUUUUCAGCCAAACGAAAAGAAGGCCGAAUUAUCGAAGAACGAUGAUGAAGAAGAUGAUUGUGAUCCAGACUACAAUAAAAUAAGCUACAACGACUUUGGCUAUGCUUUUCUUCGCGGAUUGGGAUGGAAAAAGGAGGAAGGACUUGGGAAAACCAAUAAACGUGCCGUGCCUUUAAUGGUGUACGAAAAGGCCAAGAUAUUUAAGUUGAACACGGACAAGGGAACAAGACCAAAUCAAAAUGAUGCUGAUAAAGAUGCUCCAGCUCCUCAAUUAGCUGAAGGCAAGCCGGUUUACAUCGAAGACCAUAAAUUGUACAAAGGAAACUAUGGGAGAUUGAUGUUCAUGGAUGAUAUCACUAAAAGGGCGAUUGUAAAGCUGGUUAAUGGAACAGAAGUGGAAACGUCGGUUGUGGUAUUGACGCCAGUUACUGAGAAAGAGUUUACUGCUUCUGGGAAGACUAUCAGUAAGUUUUUCAACUUCUUCUGUUUAAAUUUUUGUUUGGAGUUGAUGGGUACUAUAAUAUAACGCUUCAUAACUUGUUUUCUAAUGAAUAAAAAGGCGUUUAACGUAUAAUAUUAGCAAGAUGAGAUUUUCGGCUUUAUUUUAAUAUUAAUCUGAGAGUUGCUUUAAUGUAUUUAGACUUUAAAAUUCGCUGAAGAUCUUGUCCGACAUGCGUAGCCUAUGUUAAUAUAUUUUUUUUAUUAUUUUUUAACUAAAUCUUUUGUUUUUAGAUAAGAAAACAUAUGAAAAAGAAGAAAAGCGGAUACAAGAACAAAAUGACAAAAGAUACGAAAGAGAUUUAAGACAAAAUGGCAGUAAAAACGACCGAAAUCCUAAAGAAAAUGGCAGAAGUAACGGCAGAUACGAAUCGAAGUAUCGAGAUGAAUCUGAUAGUGAUAUAGAAGAAAUAGAACCAAGUACGAGCGAGAUGUGGGUAGCUACGAAUUUACUAGUUAGAAUAGUGGACAAAAGGUACAAACGAGGCGACUACUACAAGGAUAAGAUGGUGAUAGUUGACGCGGCUUCCAAAGAUCAUUGUGAACUGAAGGACCAUAGAGGGAGAAUUCACAGUAAGUUGGUUUAUACAUUGUUUUACAUUGUGGUUUAGUUAUGAUUGGUAGAAAUUUUGUUUUUUUUUAUAAUGCGGCACUAAAAUUGCUCUUUUUGAUAUUUUAGGUAUUAAAACCAAUUUUUUAAAUAAUAUACUAUAUUUUUAAAUUAUUUCUUACUUAAAAUACUAUGUUUACUUUCAAGACAUUAAUUUUACACUUAAACUUCCACUUUUCAGCCCUAAAACAGUCCCAAUUGGAAACAGUGAUACCCAGGGAGCUCGGAACACCAGUAAUGUUUGUGACCGGUAAAUUCAAAGGCCAUGCGGGAAAAAUGGUCGAUAAAGAUAAAAGUAGAGAAGAACUAUGGGUCAGCAUAUCAGGCAUUGACGACCCAAUUCGAGCUUACUUUGAUGAUGUAUGUGAAUAUAAGGGGCAGCUAGAGGAGCUGGAGUACUAG
Messenger RNA from Bursaphelenchus okinawaensis, 2034 nucleotides. Lineage: Eukaryota; Metazoa; Nematoda; Chromadorea; Rhabditida; Aphelenchoididae. The record is from the annotation of a GenBank genome assembly.